AUGCUCCAGAAUCGUCUUCAUGAGUUAACCUCUGCCGUCCUUGCCCUCCAUGGCGCUCUGACUGUGGUCUCCGGCCCUGCUAUCGGCCAUUUCGCCGACAGGCAACAAGGUCAUAAGACAGCACUACUGUUAUCUCUUGGAUGGUGCAUUGUCGGAACGUGUAUGGUUGCCGGCGUUCAGUCAGUCCCUAUACUAAUGUUAGGCCGUGUGUUGCAAGGCAUCACGGGGUCUGCUGUGAGGAUUGUCGGCUUUGCAACCGUCGCAGACACUAUCAGUCCGAACCAUAUAGACUUCGCAAUGAGCUUAAUGAUGUCUUGCACAAAUACUGGAACAAUCAAUGGGCCCGCUCUUGCUGGCUUGCUUUUAGAGGCUACUGGUUACUGGAUAACAUGGUCGAUCCCGCUAGUUGUUCUAAUCAUAGAUUUAAUUGCACCCCUCUCCCUCCUCUACGCCCCACAACAGUCUAACAGAGACUGCAUCUCUGCUUUCAUCUUAGAGCAACUGGUUCCCAGAAACGGAAGUUUCUGGAGGAUAAUGCUACGCGACGGUCGUGUUCUGACUUGUCUGCUGAUUAUAAUCUCGGGCACGACUGCGAGCACGAGUUUCCAUGCGACACUUCCUCUCCAUGUCGAAGAGAAGUUCGGAUGGGGCCCGAGUGCUACUGGGUUCCUCUUUGCUGGCCUUGUCGUUCCAGGUGUCUUGAUCGAUCCCGUUGCUGGUUGGGUGCGUGGUCGAAUCGGAACACAACGACCUGCCGUGAUCUGUUCCAUUCUUCAGGCAAUUAUGAUAGGCCUAAUGGGCACUGCUGGUAGCGAUGUCCCUUGGGCGAGUGCUCAGUCUAUGGGUAAACCGCUCUACAUAGCUUCUGUCAUUGGUAUAUGUACAUUCCGAUCAUUUGUGUCUGGUAUCGCGCCUCUCGAACUGAUGAGUAACUCGCGCCUUCCUAAGAUGUGA
Molecule: messenger RNA, 954 nt
Organism: Penicillium mononematosum
Lineage: Eukaryota; Fungi; Ascomycota; Eurotiomycetes; Eurotiales; Aspergillaceae
Exons: 3
Coding region: 1-954 (317 amino acids)
Biological process (GO): transmembrane transport
Molecular function (GO): transmembrane transporter activity
Source: RefSeq, a predicted model, not a curated record